AUGGUUGGUUUGAUUGCUCCUCGUUCACUUUAAGCCCUGUUGGAUGUUCUAUCUUUCGACCUUAGUCUUUGCAUGCGUCAGCAUUCUGGUGCUCCAUGUUUUGACUUGAUUUUGUUAAUUGUGGCCCCUCAUUUUCAUUCAGUUAGAUGGAUUGCUUCAAAGCAUUUGCUUUUUACAUAUGGAAAACAGUGUUUAAUCAUUGCUGUUCAGUAGGACCGCUUGAUAUUCUCUUGACGCGGGUCUUAAUUCUUAAAACGGGCAGACACGUGUCCCGUAUGUGCGUAUGCGUAUCCUGAUUCAUCAGGUCAUGACACUGCGUACGGAGUGCAUGCUGGCUUUUGUGUGAUCCUGCACUAGCGGCUCAGAUCUGCGAGCUUAUGUGCAGCCAGCAAUCAGAUUGGGUGACUGGGAAUAACCUACAGGAGUGACUCCGUUUUACUACCGCAUUCCCGCUAGUGACGUCAGUCACGCGAAGGGACUGCUAGGCGAAUUGUGGCUGCUCAGCUGGUCUCAAAAGUGGCCACACGAUAGUCGUAGGGGUCAGCCCUGGACGAGUUUGAUGGCAACAAAGUAUCCAGACGUCCUGUGCCAAUCAGGCUUUUAUGUACUCUGCUCAUAUCUUGAAUGCAGUAACCACAACGCCGUGCCAAAGACGAGGGCUGACCUAAUUGUUUGCCUGACUAACGCAUAAUAAGGGAUAUAAUUUUUUUCUUCCCAGGGAUCUGCUUAUAUUCUUGGAUUAGUUCUGUAGUAAAGCAUAUAUACCCUUCCUCCCCGAGACUGUCAUUGCGUCACUACAUAUGUCUUCGUCCCUCCUGACUCCUGAAUAUUUUAGGCUGCGAAUUCCGCCGAAUUCUACACUUUCAGUGCAGAGAAUAUCGAUGGUGAGAUGGUAUCUAUGGAACGAUACAAGUAAUCCUCUUUUUUAAACUUAUUCCCCAACAAUCAAGAGGCAAAGUCUGCUUGGUCGUGAAUGUUGCUACCAAAUGAGGUUUAACCGACAAAAACUACGCCCAGCUGCAAGAAUUGUAUACCUCUUACGCUGGCCAGGGUCUCCAUAUUUUAGCUUUUCCAUGCAAUCAGUUCGGUCACCAGGUAACCGUUGUCAUCUGGCAAUACUGACCCUCUUAGGAACCUGGUACCAACGCUGAAAUCAAGGAAAAUGCCCUCAAUAAAUAUCAUGCUACCUUCGAAUUUUUCAGCAAGUGUGACGUCAACGGCUCUAACGCUCUUCCGCUCUUCAAAUAUCUGCAAAACGCUCUCCCCGGCACACUUAUUAAGUAAGUUCGUCUUGAGUGUCUUAUUUUAUAAAAACCCCAUGGGACAAAAGUCGCACUGGAGGAAGUUUUUCAGCAGAUUCAACUCAUUCUCUAACGACCUGUUAAUUCUCCCAUGAUCACGUUGCAUCUAUUGACAGCUAGUCUACUGUAUGAUGGAUUGUAUAUGCAGAACACAUCUACAAACCGAUUUGCAUUGCACAAAUGCAGCGUGUGAUCGGGCCGUAGUGAAUUUCAGAUAAUGGAACCCCGUGUUGGUCUGUCAAUUGCUUUGGAGUGUGUACCUGACCUCUAUUCGGAAUACAAGGUGCACUGCCACACGAAGGACAAACGAACUUUGUUUUGUCAUCUCGCUUCCAACUGUGAAUUUAAUUCAGGGAUAGGCAAACACAUUGCUGUGUCGCUUCCAUUGUCUCUUGUGCUGACACUCAAUCUGUUUGGUGGUUAGACCCGAACUUGCGACACGUAUUUUGUUAGUUCCCUUGCAUGAUAGGAAACUUGGGUAAACGGAUGCAAGAUUCAGUAGGCCACAACGCUCUGUAGGAAAGUUCGUAAGACAAAUGGUGCAACAAGUAGUGUGUAACCCUAACUUUCAUCUAACUCAUACCUCUGUUUGUUAAAUGCAGCUCAAACAAUAUCGUGCUGCAGAACAUCCUUUAUACACACGAUCGUUCCUACACCGCUUCAAGCUAACUCGUCUUGGCCCGGCGGGUCAGCGCACAGGCCGCAGUUGAUAGUAGUGAGAAAGUUAUAUCCCUUUGAGUCAGGAAGUCAUGAACGAUGUCCUUUAUAUCUGUCAUAGAUUUUCAUUCAUGACAACCCUCUGACUAUUUCGGUGCGUGUAAUUUUCAGAUCCCUUGGUGUCCCUGGUAGACGGUCGUUGUCCUUAUCCUCUGCUCCACCCAUCAGCUUACCCUGUUCUGGGAGUCUAAUGCGGCACUUCCACGGCUAUUAGACUGAUCAUUGGUGAAUGAGACCUCGUAGUCAUUGUCAUUUUCGAGCCCAGCCUUGCAGUUUUACUUGAGUCUGGUAGUGGUUCCGCUCGACGGACAGCAGUUGUAGUAAGCUAAGAAUAGACUAGACAGGUCGUUUGGGAACAGUCGAUGAAGAAAUGGACUAGCAGAGUUUGGUCUGCGUGUCGGCUGUCCUUCCUGUUUAUUAGGAAAUACAGAUUAACGCUUACGAAAUCAUCUACUCUUUUUUUAGUUCAAUCAAGUGGAACUUCACCAAGUUCCUCAUCGCCCGUGAUGGUACUCCAUACAAGCGUUACUCCCCGCAAACUGACCCCGUGGUACGUUCUGUCAACUGUCCGAACUUUGUUUUUAAAUGCACUAAUUAUUAAACGAACGUUUAGGUUCUGCAGUGGGGGCAUGCGAUUUCGGACCAGAUUACGUAGCUGAACGUGUACUGUCAAGCUUAGCAUAGGGCGAAGUAGAGUUGGCUUAACUUUUUUUGCUUGGGGACUAAGACUUCGUUACGUUUAGAUCACCUACUUGUUUCAAGUACGACGUUGAGCUGAGAAUGUGACCGUGAUGACUGCACACAGGUCUGACGAAUAUAUCUUCUAGACCCGGAUGUUUAAAAGGCAUGCGUGGAGUGUUUGAAACAAUUCGACUGUGAAUAAGCUCAUUGACCUGUCAAGGUCUUUCCAUCUUCACUGAGGUCUAAAUCCGUUCUCGAAUGUUGUGUAGGUGAAGUUUUCCGUGCUAGUCGACGGAAAUCCCUUUUCGACCAAGGUUUUCCUUGCGACCUGGAUCCUGUGCUUUUACUCUAUCCCUUAACAGAUGAUAAACCUGGUUUUAGCGCUCACCUGGCCGUUUAUUUUUCCCUCUUGUCAUCGUUCUCUUGCUGUAAUAACCAUUUAGAUCAGUCUGCUGUGUAAAACUCUUUUGAAUCCCUCUAAGAAAUGAACGAUGAAGAUAGACGGCAAUGCAGUGAAGUUGACUUUUCCCUUGAGAACUACUCACGUUUUUAAGGAUUAUUCGGAUAGAUUCGAAUGCCCGGGUCCGUUAAGCCUUUGUCCCCCGGUAUCUUUUUCGGGAUAGAAGUCCUUUAUCACUACAUUUCACCAUGCGGGCGUGCCCGGGGCAUGUUUCGUUAGCAUAGCUUUCCCGGUGCCUUACCGACAUUUUAUGUUUGAUCUUCUGCAUCUAAGGUCUCAAGAUCGCUUCCAUCCCACCAAGUUUUCUAUCGUUUUCUCACUCUUUCCCUUAGUCCAUCGAGCCGGACAUCAAACACCUUCUAUCAUCCAACUAA
This is a messenger RNA of Spirometra erinaceieuropaei, 3533 nucleotides long. Lineage: Eukaryota; Metazoa; Platyhelminthes; Cestoda; Diphyllobothriidea; Diphyllobothriidae. The record is from the annotation of a GenBank genome assembly.